Aphanomyces astaci is the source of this 651-nucleotide messenger RNA. RefSeq lists its product as hypothetical. The transcript has 3 exons. The record is from RefSeq and is a predicted model, not a curated record. Gene Ontology annotation, cellular component: cytoplasm. The coding region runs from base 1 to 651 and encodes 216 amino acids. NCBI's taxonomy places the organism in Eukaryota, Oomycota, Saprolegniomycetes, Saprolegniales, Verrucalvaceae.
AUGACUGCCUUCUACGGCAGCUUUGACCACGCGGCGCAAGAAGCCAAGUCCCUCCGCACCAUUUCCAAAGUGCUCGAGGUGGGCGUCAACAUGCUGGACACGGCUUGGAUCUACCAGUCUUUUGGGGCCGGUGGCGGCGGCUACUUCACCAACGAAGAGCUCAUUGGCAAAACAAUCCAUCAAACAGCACAGUCCGGACAAGCCACCAAGUUUGGGUUCGUUCCCAGUGCGACGGGCUUUGAAGUGUCUGAAAACACGAUUCGGUUUCAACUGGCCGACUCGUUGGAGAGAUUGGGCACGACGAUCAUAGACUUGUACUACAUGCAUCGCAUGGAUCGAUGCCUCCGUUCCCAUCGAAGUGACCAUGGCGGUGCUCAAGCCUCUCGUCGACGAACGCAAUAUCAAAUGGAAUGGUCGCUCCAGUCCCGCUACUCGGAGGCGGACGUCGUCCCCACCGCGCGAGAACUUGGCGUGGGCAUCGUGGCGUACUCGCCCAUGUGCCGGGGCUUCCUCGGGGCUAUCGAUGCCUUUGACAAGCUCGAAGACAACGAUCGGACGCUCCAACCAAGAAUCGCCAAGAGCGUCAACCCUUCCCAGCUCACGCUAGGAUGGGUGCACGCUCAAGGCGAUGACGUGUUUCCUCGGUACUAA